Messenger RNA from Anastrepha ludens (Mexican fruit fly), 3154 nucleotides. RefSeq names its product colorectal mutant cancer protein. The record is from RefSeq and is a predicted model, not a curated record. Bases 331 to 2778 code for a protein of 815 amino acids. NCBI's taxonomy places the organism in Eukaryota, Metazoa, Arthropoda, Insecta, Diptera, Tephritidae. The transcript has 9 exons.
AUCUUCCGCUCAUUACUUUUCAUUUCUGUGUGUUUAUAUUAGUUCAUAGCUCUAUGCUUCAUUCUACGGCAUUUUUAUAACUUUAAGUCUAUUAAUAAAUAAAUAAACAAAUUUCAGGUCCAAACAUAUUUCCUUAUUAUCGAAUAUAAUAAUUAUGUAUGUGAGUUCGGUUGGAUCUAAAAGAAACAAGCAUGUGAAGAUAACGGGGUAGUAAUUGUUAGGCGUGGGGCUGAACUAAUUUGAUUUGGUUUGGUAGAGGACGGUCAAAAAUACAUUUAUACAGUGGUUGCAAACCACAAAGUUGUUAGUUGCGAUUAAUCUUAAUUUAACAUGUUUAAUGAUGUGCAUCUUGCACGCGUUAGUAAGAUUCAACGCAGUGCAGACGUGGCCAAAGGAAACACCGAGACAAAUGCUGCCAGUCGACGUGCUAUAACGCGUAACCCUAAGGAGGUGCAUUUAGGAAAUAAAGCCUCUGAGGUAGCAUCUUUUGUUUGCAGUCAUGCCCCCAGAACGGGAGAUUUGGUCAUUGCCAGUGAAAUCGACUCGCCUGAUCACACUCAACGCGAUAACAAUGAAAGUGAUAACAACAUUAGCUCCUGUUCUACACUGGAUAUUGGAAAGGUGGAAAACCUAUCCCUUCAACAAUUGGAAGUUCAGGUGCGAGACUUAAUGCACCGCCUUCAGGACUCUGAGCAGCAACGUAUGGACUUGCAGCGAAAAUUGGAGGAUUGCAAUGGUGAAAAAGAAUUGUGCCUACGACGUUUGGAAGUUGUCAGUACUGCACACGAAUGUCGCAUAACAGAAAUGCACUGCGUUAUAGCGGAAUUAAGUAAGAAACUGCGAGCUAAACAGGAAACUGUUAUUCUAGAAGAGCACGAACCGGAAGAGAGUGAGAUAAGUUUUCAAGAAGACGUAUCUGUGUAUAAUUCCGAACUAAAUUUGACAAACCCUGAUGCGGAGUGUCAAACUGAAUUUGUUGAGAGUGGAGCCGAACAUUCGAUCUAUGAAGGCAACAGCACUGGGGAUAAUGUCCACUGUGUAGAUUCAAUAGACCAGCCCAAAAUUAUUGAUGUCGUAUGUAAAGGACAAGUGGAGGCGCUCCAAGAAGAGGUGCUUCGUUUAAAAGCGCAAAUCGCUCUUCUGCAGUCAGAAAUUGCAAAUAACGAGACCACUUCUCGGGAGCAAAAACAAUCUACAGAAAUACUGAACCCAACGAAUCCUAGUGAGGCAAAGAAUAGUGAAAUUGAUCCGGAAAGAAUGUCACAUUCAGAUUUUGUGACGCCACUAAAGCAAUACGAGCUACUUUCUACACCCCAAAUAACACCACCUGUGGCGAAAAUUGCGGAACGUAUUAAGUUAAAAUGUAGAAGUCAGUCAAUCAAUAGCACACAGGAGUCGAAAACUGCGACAGGUAUACUAAAUACCGAGAAUGACGGCAUGGUUGAGCAUCUGGUAAUAGAUUCUAAACAGAAUGACAAAAGUUUGACGAGUAGCUUUUCUGAAGUAUCCCAAAUAAGUACGGAACUACAGCGUUUGCAACGUAAAAUCGAAAAGUUAAAAAUGCGAAAUACAAUUCUCUCCCUUACAUUAGAGGAAUGUAAAGAACAUUGUGAGCAUUUGUAUUUACUUUGCGGUAAAUAUGAAUCAAACGCAAUUGCUUUGCAAACUGCGGUAAAUUGUAGUGAUCGGGCCAUUGAAGCUUAUGAUGUUAUGCUGGCACUUCUAGAGAGCAAAUUAGCCUUGAUGACGGAAAAAUCCCUUGGCGCGGAAGAGAGUAGAAGAGCUGUGGAGACAGUUGCACAACACCUCCUAGAUCGCCUGGAAAGUGAGAAAAAUAUUUGUGAAAAUAGCUUGGGACCUUGGCAAUCAACCUUCAGUAUUCCCGACAAGGUUUACACACCAUGGACUACUGAUGAUGAUAACCUUUUGCGUUACCAUGUUUCAAAAUUGAAAGGUCGUCGCUCCACCGUACAAAAUACAAUUGUCAAUCUGGAGUCGCCUUUUAGCGAUUUGUACGAAAAAUCCCGCAAAGCUAUUGAGAGUGGUAACGGAAUGGCUGAAAAAGAGAACAACGCACAAUUUGAUAUCGAAAUGGCAGUAAUGAUGCAAGAGUUAUUAAACUUGCGCGAAGAAAAUAUCACUUUAAAAUCAAAGGUUGAAUCAGCUGAAGCAGAAAAACGUCUCGCUACUGAGCGCAAUAGCUCUCUUGAAGAAGCAUUGCAACAAUUGCAGUUGCAGCUACAAUUGCAACUACAAAUUAGCAUCGAUGCCAGCAGUGCACUUUUCCAUCGCGAGCAGAUCGCAGAAAAUCGGAUUUCCUACUCCGAGUCCGAACAUGUCGCACUCACAGAACAGCAAUUAGUAGAAGCGCUAACACGAGAAUCCGAACUCAAAAGCCGUAUUCAAACAUUAAUAGCAUCAGUGAGCGCUUCCCAACUUAACGCCGAUGAACGACACGUCCAGCUACAGAAUAAUAUUCAGGAAUUGCAAAAAUCAAAUUUAAAUUUAACACAACUUUUGGAUCAAAACAAGCGCAGAUAUCAAGCACGAGUACGCAGAUUGGAGCAGAAAAUUGUAGAAAUGUCAUUUGGGCUUGAUCAGAAAGUUAUUGGAGAAAAAUGUAAUGCCAAUGAUAACUGCUGUAUUGCUCGUACUAUAGACUGUGACCGCGUAGAACAGCAGCCACAACGUAUAAAAUCAAAAAACUCAGAAGAACUAUCGCAGUCAUAUGAGUCGCAACUACAAAUACAAGAGAUCGUGCCUGAGACUACUCUUUAGAAUAGUAAAUAGCAGAACAAUGUUUGCAACAAAUAGAUUACAAUUAAGUUCAAUUUCCUAUUAUUCUAGCCUAUCAUACGCCAAAUUGAAUCUUAAAUUUUAUAUUAAUCUAAUCCAUUCAAGUGUGCCAUUUAUCGCAUUAAUUUAUCGCUUGGCUUAGCUAAUCGGGCAUAUUGUGCUAGAAAGCAAUACAUAACAUAAUACAUAAAAUGCAUAUAAAUUUUCCCGCAUCAAUUUAUAAAGUUUAGGUAUCAUAUAUAAUUACGUGGACUCACAACAUACCAUAUGCAUAUACAUAUGUUUUUUGUAAUUACACAUUGCUUGUUAAACUAUUAUUAAUGUACAAAUCGCGCUGGAAUAAAUUACUCGAAUUGAG